Messenger RNA from Chelonus insularis, 3668 nucleotides. RefSeq names its product trafficking protein particle complex subunit 11 gry (gene gry). Gene Ontology annotation, cellular component: cytoplasm. Lineage: Eukaryota; Metazoa; Arthropoda; Insecta; Hymenoptera; Braconidae. Bases 165 to 3551 code for a protein of 1128 amino acids. The record is from RefSeq and is a predicted model, not a curated record. The transcript has 5 exons.
UACUCAAUUCUUACAAAUAAGUUGACAUAACCUAAACCAGAAACUGUCAGUGAUCAUUUUCAAAAUUAUACCAAUUCUUCUUAUAUUUUCAUAACCAAUAUUAUUUUUGUGGAUACAUAAUAAUACAUUAUUAAGAACAAGUAAACUUUCUAGGUAAAAAAAUAAUGCCAUCAGCUGAUUUACCUGCAGAAUUAAUAGCAAAACCACAAGCUUUGAUAGGAUUGAGUGGAUUAGAUAUAUCAAAUACUAUUCAUCGAUCAAUUUGGGAUACUUUCAUAAGCAACCGACGUGCUGAUGGAACGUCAUUGUUGCAAUUUAAACUUCUGUCACCAGAUCAUGUAUUUCCGACAGCGAAACCUAAAAGAAAUUCUUAUGAAUGGUAUAUACCUAAAGGUAUUUUAAAACGUAAUUGGAUGAAUAAAUAUUUAAAUAAAAUACCAGCAGUAGUUGUUUGUUUUUAUGAUCUUGAUUGGAAUGAUCCAACGUGGAAUGAGAAAAAAAUGAAAUGUGCAUCUAAAGUACAAUCAUUAAAAUGUUCUCUUGAAGGGCGUAAUACAAAAAUUGCUGUAGUUUUAAUUCAAAGAGGAAUACCUCCACCACCUGGAUCUGAAGAUAUGUUAGCUACUGAAAGAGCAACAGCAUUAUGUACAGCUUGUGAAUUACCAGCUAAAUCUCUUUAUGUUCUACCCCAUGGAGAUCAUCUGGUUGGUUAUAUUUUAAGAUUAGAAAAUGUAUUUUAUGAGUUAGCUCAAAAUUUUUACCAUCAUCAAUAUCGUGUAGUUAAAAGUCAUAGAGAUCAAUUAAACAAAACGUCUCAUCAAUAUUUAUUCGUCCGACAUCAAUUCAAGAUGGGUUUUUUCAAUGAACUUAGACAAGACAAACAUAUUGCUUUGAAACACUAUCAACAUGCCUACAAUAACUUAUUAGAGAUUAGAAUGAAUGAUUUCAAUACACUAGAAAUUAAAACGGUAGCUAGUUACAUCAAUUAUAAACUGUGUCGAAUGAUGUUUAUUAUAAAUGAACCAAGAGAUGCUAUUUCUCAAUUUCGUGCUCAUAUAGAUCGAUUUAAAUCACGAACUGGUCCUGAAGAUCUUAUAUUUGAACAUCAUGCUUGGAUGACUAAUCAAUAUUCAACAUUUGCUGAACUUUUUGAUGAAGCAAUUAGACAAGGACUACCUCCAGUACAAACUCAACAUCCAGGAUAUUAUUUUCAGCUCGCAGCACAACAUGCAAAUCUACGCCAAAAAGCUUGUAAAGAAUUAUGUAGCAAUGUAACCGUAAGUGGUCAAUUAUUGUCCGAUGUAGAUGAUGGAGAUAAAGUUGAAUUCUACGGCCAAAGACCUUGGAAACAAAUAAACAAUAAUGUUGGUGGAAAACUUAGUGGAGAACCUGUAGACUUAGCUCGAGAAGCAGCUGCUAUUCAAGUCCUAAAAUAUCAAGAACUGAAGGUUAAUCAUUCAAUGAUUAUUAUAAGUCUUUUGGGUAAUGCAAUAUCACAAUUUAAAAUCUAUCGAUGUCCUAGAAUGCGUAGACAACUCGUUGUCCAAAUGGCUGCAGAAUAUUUUAAUGCAUGUGAUUAUGGAAAAGUUCUGACGCUUUUGAUGCACAUGUUAUGGGAAUACCGUAGUGAACGUUGGCCUCUUCUUCUCACUGAUAUACUUAAAAAAGCUUUAAAAGCUGCUUAUUUAUCAACGAGCAUUCAUGACUACAUUACAUUAGCUAUAGAAUCGUUAGGUCCUUUCACCAAGUUCUCCAAAGAAGAUCGUGCUGCUAUUUACUCUAAUAUGAUGAAUAUUAUUUAUAAAAGAGUUCCACCUCAAUUAUUAGAUCUUUCAGAUUUACCAGAAGAGGCAAAAAAAUCAGCUAUUGAAAAGUGGUCCCUUGAGCUUAACAGAUCUGAUCAAUUUACAUGUACUAUUGAUGACACCAAUUUAUCAUCUUUUAUUGAUGUAAAAGCUCGUUUUCUAGACUCUAAAUAUUUUGUAGGAAGUCCUGUAAAUAUUGAAGUAUUUAUUAAAAAUUUAUUUGAAGGAACAAUCAAGUUAGCCAAGAUUGUUGUAAAUAUUGAAGUUAACGGUAUUACAUUUGAAUGUCCUAUUACAGGAAAAACAUCAAUAGAGGGUGAACAAAAUAUAUCAUUUAAAUUUGAAGCUAAUGAAACAAAAAAAUUUCACUGUACAUUUUUGACCCCUCAACAGCCUGAUGGAAGUGAAAUGCAAAUCAGUGUGAUUUCACUUUAUUUAGGGAAUGAGAACAAUUUUUCUAUUAUUAUGAAAUUUUCUCCGAUGGGAACAGUUUUUUCUGUUUUAGAUCGAUUUUAUUCAGACAUACAGAGUCAUCGAAAAUGGUCUGAUGGAUAUAGUUUUGAAACAAUAAAACCCAUAGUUACUUCUACAAUAAAAGCAGAGGAAUCUAAUAUUAUUAUGGAAAUCAAUUCACCAAGUCCAGCACUUUUAAGUGAAUGGCUACCUCUUAAAAUUAGUAUUAAACCCAAAGAAACUAUAUCUAGUACUAUGCUGCAUAUGAAACAAAUAACUAUUAAUACAGAUAAUUCAGGUGAUAAUUCAGCAACCGAAUUAAGUUUAACAAUGACGAAUAAGCAAACAUCGAUAUCGGUAGAGCUGGGUAAUUUUACAAAUAAAGACGGAGAGAUAAUUUCAAUGGAAAAAACCGUAUAUGUUCGAUCGCAUCAAGUUAGUAAAAAAAACUUUUCGAUUAGAAUUGACUAUGUAAAUGAAGAAGGAAUCAAACGGAGUAAGGAAUUGACGUAUUCGCUGUCUAUUGUCAAGCCAUUUGACGUAACUACACAGUUUUAUACAAAACUAUUCGAACCUUUAACAAAAGCAUUUGUUAAUGAACCAUUUAUUAUGAUGCCUCAUGUAGUCUGCACUUCUCCAUGGCCAAUAGAAAUACUUGAUACGUCUGUAGAACUAGGUAAUUCUCUAUCUAGAAUACGUAAUGAUGAUGACAAUGAUAAAAAUCAUCAAGAAAGUGUGUUGAAAGGAGCAACUUUACAUGAUGGUGAAUCAGGAACUGAUGUUUAUUGUGUAGUUCCUAUCAUUGGAAGUGAACAGCCAACAUCUACAGGAGUGUAUACAAUUCGUUGGAGAAGAAGUGACUGUAAAAAUGAAGUAAUAGAAACUAGUACUAGUGUUACAUUAUCACCCAUAUGGGUUGAAGACUUAGUUGUUGGUUUGCAAGCUAAAAUUCCAGCUCACGGCUGGGUUCGAACUCCACUUUGUGUUUCUUAUUUUAUCAAAAAUUAUUCUGAUUAUUUGUUUACAUUGAGACUUACUAUGGAAGCUAGUGAUGCAUUUAUGUUUGCUGGACAAAAACAAAUAGAUAUUUGCAUUCCACCUAAAAAUGAAGAAAAAAUUGAGUGGAUUUUAAGGCCAUUGAUUGCAGGAUUUGUUGCUUUACCUACACUUUCUCUAUCAGUGCCUCUUGAGGAUGAGUAUAAAUUAAAUAAAAGCAAAUUAGUAGAAAUUUUAGAACGAUCUUUACCAACACAUAUUUAUAUCAUGCCAAAAUCUCCAACGAUUGAAGCGUAAGCAAAAUAAAUAAGUGUAAAUUUUGUAAUUUUAGAGAAGAUAAUUUAACAAGAUUAUUUUAUUUAUUUGGAUAAAAGUUAAUUGCGUUGCCAUGGUUACGCAAUUCAUAACUCUGUU